UCUCACAAUAAAGAGUCAGGUGAGCACUGGAGUACCAAAAUCUAUACAGGUGUGAUUAGAUAGUUUUAUUUCUUUGUAUUCCUAUCAUCCUGGUUUCUUCCGGCUUACCUUAAUCAUAACGGUAACCGAGUUUGGAAGUGAAUAAGCAGGCAUUAAAUCCACAUAUACCAUUCGAAUAAGAAUCGAAGGCCUUAAUGGCUAAUGCGUGAGAUACUAGCGCUAAACGAUCAUUUGCCCCGCCGUAAAACCAUAGUUCUGUCUCUUUUUUGCCCUAUUUUCUGUUUUGCUCCCAUUCGUCAAAAUUUCGGCGCUAAUAAUUUCGUAUAUAAGAGAGGACACAUCCUCUUGCAAUCACCUAGUGCUUUCGUAGAUCAGCAAGAAGUAACUCGUACAGUCAUGGCAUCCAAGACAAUUCAACUUUUUACCUUGUGUGUUUUGGCCCUUGCAGUCGAACAAGUUGUGUGCGUCGGUGUACGAGUCAAAUCGUUGAAAGUGAAAAGCAGACCCAACGAUUACUUCGGAGAAAUCGUCACGAAGCUGAGGUACGAAAAUGAAGAUUGUUACAUAUCGGUCAGGGUACCGGUAAAAAGUCAAUUGGACGAGCGAUUCCAGGUGAGGGGAAAUUUACAAUUCCAUGGAUUACCGAUACUGAGAAAUCAAGUGAACACCCUCUGCGAAGCUCUCGACGAGAAAGGAUUCUUCAAACCGAUCGUUGAUAAAAUUCAACCAAAAAACAAAUUCCCUGGAGGAUGUCCCAUUGCUGCUGGAAACUACACGAUAAGUAACUACGUGAUCAACAUGGCUGACUAUAUUCCAGUUGGACUGAUACCAUCGGGUAAAUUCGAAGCUAACUUUUUGAUCGGACAAAUGGGUUCGUCUCCCAUCGUCUCGAUCGCAGUUACAGGAAGUGUAAUAGCCGAGCGGACGGGCUUGACCUCUUUCUUCAAUUUCUUCGAUACGGCAUAAAAAUUAUUACAAUUGUGAUCAUAAGUGUUCCUAUUACCGCUGGUAUGAAUGUUAGAUAUAAUCGGUAUGAAUAUGCGGUUAUCCAAUUGUAUUACUAAUUUUAAUUGACG
Messenger RNA from Trichogramma pretiosum, 1076 nucleotides. RefSeq lists its product as uncharacterized. The coding region runs from base 202 to 966 and encodes 254 amino acids. The transcript has 4 exons. NCBI's taxonomy places the organism in Eukaryota, Metazoa, Arthropoda, Insecta, Hymenoptera, Trichogrammatidae. The record is from RefSeq and is a predicted model, not a curated record.